Molecule: messenger RNA, 3934 nt
Organism: Procambarus clarkii (red swamp crayfish)
Lineage: Eukaryota; Metazoa; Arthropoda; Malacostraca; Decapoda; Cambaridae
Source: RefSeq, a predicted model, not a curated record
GCUGGUAGCUGACGGCUCCCUGUAACUGCGUGUUCCUGGCGCAGACCUCUCCACUUCGCUGGCUCCUUGCCUUUGUCUCUGGAAGCAGCUGGACCCUUCAUUUAAUUGAAUUUUUAGUUAAUCAUACUGAGUUCACAUGGCAAGUGUCGGAGGCCUAAAGGAAGAGGGAACAGUACACAAGAUGAGGAAUGACGGCACGUUAUUACAGUCUCCAGCGUCUCCACAGCACAUGUCUCCAGCGUCUCCACAGCACAUGUCUCCAGCGUCUCCACAGCACAUGUCUCCAGCGUCUCCACAGCACAUGUCUCCAGCGUCUCCACAGCACAUGUCUCCAGUAUCUCUACAACACUCACAGCAGCUGCAAACUAGCGAAGAUUUUAAAAAUAAAAUUACUGUAGGUUUUAAUUGUCAUGGGCAGGACAUUGGAGAUCAAGUUAGACACACAGUUCCCCAACACCUCAAAGGCCAUGAUAACGAUGGAGCUUCGGGUGACGAAUUCCAAACUGGGAAUGGAGAUGAAAAAAAUAUUUUAGAAAAUAAUGAUUCCAGGUCAAAGUCUUUUAAAUAUGUAUCAAGCUUGGAUGAUGGUUGUAAAAAUAAUUUACCAGAUAUGCAAGACUUGGUUUCCAAGGAUCUGAUAGCCAAUGGACAGGAAGCUUUGUAUGAGGGUUGCCAGAGUUACCUGGAAGGUGUUGACAAAGGAGAUUGGACAGACAAGGAGGUUUGUCAAGAUAGAGAACUGAGGCAUUCUCAGAAGGACAAAUCGAGGUUUUGUCAAACUAAAGAUGCUGAAGUUGUUUCAGGCAGCAACUUAGAUGUCUGGUAUGAUGAUAAAGAGUGCUUAUUUGGAGACAGUAAGUGUGACCAGUCACUUCUUGGACAAUUUCCAGGGACUGAUGUAGAGUCAUCUUCGAUUGAUGUAGUAGGAUAUGGUGGCGGUUGCAGGAUGUGUAAAUCGGCGUUUAACGCCAGCAGUAAAUGCCCAAUAUCCCUGGUCUGCGGCCAUAUGAUCUGUUCUCCCUGUGUCCUGGACUUGACGGAAAGUUACACAUGCCCUGACUGCUUCACGAAGGUCAAAGAUUCCUGGUUAACUGAAGACAAUACUGAUAACCAGUCGGAGUUGGAAGUACAGGAAAUAUCCGAGAUAGAAGGAACUAUAACUGUUCCAUACUCGACCCCUCCUUUAGGGUCCAUGUCUUCUACCCCAAUACGUUCGACUGGUGAUGUCUCAACCUUACCAAUGGUUUCAACUCCCAGGGAGACAUUAGCACUCACUCCAACUCUUCCACCACAUGGCUCCAGCACCCUGACUCAACCCAUCAACGUUGCUGUUUUGAAGUUAACUACUCAUAAUCAGCUCACAGAAUGCGCCACUGGUGCUCCUGCACCGCCCAGGGAAAGCGCCGCUGGAGCUCCUGUGAAUCCCAGGGGGGAAGGCACUGAUACUAAAACACAGCCCACGGGGAGUAAAUCUGGGACACCUGAACAGCCCACGGGGCGUGCCAAUUAUAAUAUACCACCCGAGACGUGGGAUAUGUUCAAGCUAUGGAUCUUGCAGAAAGUCGAUGAAUACGGUUUUGAUGGUGAAGCAAUUUGGAAUAAUUUAAAUCAAUCUGAAAUGUUGAUGUUAGAUAGAUUGUUGUAUGGAAAGGAUGACGACGCAUAUCAAUCACAGAGGAAAGUUGCCCCUUCAACUAGGCCUGAAAACUCUCACACACACAUGAUUGACGGACCUGGAGGUGAAGAACCUUUGGUAACAUCACGUGUUCCUCUUCCAGGUUCACACGGGCAAUGCGGUGCCCCUUCUCCGGGUCCACAGGAGCGCAGCGUGGUCCCUUCUCCGGAUCCACUGGGGCAUGGCGUGGCCCCAUCUACGGAUCCACUGGGGAGUGGCAUGGCCCUUUCUCCAAGUCGACUGGGGCGCGGCGUGGCCCCUUCUCCAGGUCCAAAGGGGCAAGGCGUGGCCCCUUCUCUGGGUUCUCAGGGGCGCGGUGUGUCCCCUUGUCCGGGUCCACAGGGGCGUGGCGUGGCCCCUUCUCCGGGUCCACUGGGGCACGUCGUGGCCCCAUCUACGGGUCCACUGGGGCGUGGCGUGGCCCCAUCUACGGGUCCACUGGGGCGUGGCGUGGCCCCUUCUCCGGGUCCACCUGGGCGUGGCGUGGCCCCUUCUCCGGGUCCACCUGGGCGUGGCGUGGCCCCUUCUCCGGGUCCACCUGGGCGUGGCGUGGCCCCUUCUCCGGGUCCACCUGGGCGUGGCGUGGCUCCUUCUCCGGGUCCACCUGGGCGUGGCGUGGCCCCUUCUCCGGGUCCACCUGGGCGUGGCGUGGCCCCUUCUCCGGGUCCACCUGGGCUUGGCGUGGCUCCUUCUCCGGGUCCACAGGGGUGCGGCGUUACCCCUUCUCCAGGUCAACGGGGGUCCAACGUUGCCCUUGCACCUGAAUACGAACAAUAUGUUGAUCUAAGAGCUAAACAUAAGAGAGCUAUGUUAUUUCUACAUCAAAAUAAAAACACUGUUGUCCGAAUAGAGCGCGCGAAACUAGUGUCACACCUGGAUGACCUUCCACUUGCACUUGACUAUCUGGCUCAACAUCCAAACGCUUUAACCUUUUUAGCUCGGCAUAAAGCAUCUGAGUCACUUCAGUCUCGGCAUCCUCAGUCUUACUAUGUCCUUAUAAGAGUUUCGCAAGGUGAUAUUUUGGUACAGACUAGAGAGGGUGCUGCCUCUGUGGCUGGGCCUCCUCAGGAUGAAGCUGGCUCAAAUGAAACGGAGAGUAGGGUCCCUCCGCUUCCUUCAGCAGAACUAUUUAAGCAGGACGAACCAUGCGAGCCUCUACCUCGACCUCGACCCAGACGCUCAAAAAAAAGUGAUUCAUCUAUGCCCAAGAAUUCGUCCCUGGUGAAUGGAGUUGUGUGUGUCCACGAUGGCUUCCCAGUAUAUUUGCAUUGUUCUAACUGUCAACUGAUUAUUUGCAACACGUGCCAUAGAUCCCAAAAUAUUCAUCCACAAAGUUUAUUUCGUAUCUAUCCUGCCAGUCAGCCAAGUUAAAGUAAAUCCUCUCCCACAAGUGUCUCAACUACUCCCACCAGUUACUCCUCAAGUGACUACAGAAUUGACAGAAAGCGAAGCAUAUCAAAGCAGCAGGCAAUGCCAGAGUAACAAAUGACUAAUUGCUAACGAAAUCGAACAUUCCGCCGUAUGGAUGAAGCAACUUAAAUACCAACAUUGACAAAGGAAAACACAAAGUGCUCUUCAUAUGGUGGCAAGACGAUUUUACCAAGCUACCUAGUGCUGAACCAGGUGAUGUGCUUAGACAAGUUCAGUUGAAUAUACAGACAACGUAUUUUCAAUGAAUCACUUUCUACAAUUUGUUAUUUACUGAAAAUCUGGGUAAUGUGCCUGGCAGUGUCUUGCUGGAGGUGGGAUGUUCCAUUGUGUUGUUCUUGUUGGGAAACAUUUUCAUCCCGGAUUAUUAAAUAUCUGCAAGCAGGGAGUAAGCUUUGGGUCUUAGUCUGUUUUUACUCUAGAUUUUAUUUUAUUUUAGACAAAUUGAAAUGCUGAUUUUAAUAUCGAUCAAUAAUUAUAUUAAAAUGGUUUUAGCUGAACAAAAUUAAGUGUUUUUGCAAAUAUAUUGAAUUUUAGCUAAUAAUAUUUUGACACCUAGUGUCAAAAUAUGCUGCUGCUGCUAUAGGAAUAGCUUGCAGAACGCUAAAAUGAGCAUCGGCAGCUGACUGGUUAUACAAUGGGGCCUAGCAAGGUCCCCAUUGUAUUUGUAAUAGUAUACCACGUUUCCCUUUUUGGAGAAGGUUGUAUUGUUUAUUGGGGCUGUUGUUAAGCAUUAAAUCAGCCGUUCUUUUUUAAUGUAAUAUUAUUAUUAAUAUUAAAAAAUAAUUAACUCAAGAACAGCCCCAAUAAAGUAUUGAACCUGUAGAUCAU